AUGGUCCUCCUCCUCCUCCUCAAAGACCUCCUCAAGGGCCACCCCAAUGGGGUUAUCCCGGUCAACAAUGGCGGCAACCCCCGCCUCAGCCCUAUCCCCCUCAGCCCUACGGCCAUCACCCGCAACCGUCAUAUCCAGGUCCCAGCCAUUCUCCUUACCCACCUUCACCUUAUCCUGCUUAUCCUCAACACCCUCCCGCUCAACCUCCGUCUCCCUAUGGUCACACCCCCUCUCCUCGACCACCUUCUCACCAGCACAGUCUAA
Messenger RNA from Penicillium soppii, 264 nucleotides. RefSeq lists its product as uncharacterized. The transcript has a single exon. The record is from RefSeq and is a predicted model, not a curated record. NCBI's taxonomy places the organism in Eukaryota, Fungi, Ascomycota, Eurotiomycetes, Eurotiales, Aspergillaceae. The coding region runs from base 1 to 264 and encodes 87 amino acids.